AUGGAGAAUGGCGAGGCCCAGAAGGGCCGAGACAUCACCAAGGACACCAGGAACCCACAGAAGACCCGAGACAUAACCGUAGACACAGGGAACGCCAAGAAGACCCGAGACAUAACCAUGGACACGGGGGAUACUCAGACGACCCGAGAGGACACCAUGGACACGGGGGAUACCCAGACGACCCGAGAGGACACCAUGGACACCGGCGACACCCAGACGAUUCGAGACAUCACCAUGGACACGGGGAACACCCAGACGAUUCGAGACAUCACCGUAGACACAGGGAACACCCAGACGAUUCGAGACAUCACCAUAGACACGGGGGAUACCCAGAAGACCCGAGACAUCACCAUGGACACGGGGGAUACCCAGAAGAUCCGAGACAUCACCAUGGACACGGGG
This is a messenger RNA of Eimeria acervulina, 402 nucleotides long. RefSeq lists its product as hypothetical. The annotation marks the transcript as partial. The transcript has a single exon. The record is from RefSeq and is a predicted model, not a curated record. Lineage: Eukaryota; Apicomplexa; Conoidasida; Eucoccidiorida; Eimeriidae.